GCAUAACAAAUACCCCGCUUGCGUUUGUAUGGGUACUUUAUGCCUUGAGCAGAAAAGCAGCUACCACCCUAGCUUUUUCCCCAGCUUACAACUAUCCAACUUCUUGAUUGAUAUGGUCCCUUAUAGUAUAACCUCUUUAAAAUGUUUUAUCAGUGUCACCUGUGUUCAGAAGAUAACAUACAUAUACGUAAAAGGACAACCAGUGAGGUCAUUUGAUUACUCAGCCACAUUCUACCGUAAGAAGCAGCCGUGGGCGGAAAAGAGCAAACGAGAAAAUAACGCAGCAACAUGCCUUCCCAUAUCUCAAAGGGAGAAGUGUGUAGUACCAACGUAAGGGUAGAGAUGUAUAUUGAUUCUUGUGAACAGGAUUCACAGAGGACGCCAGGCUGUGCGAAAGUCGAUGCAGAAGCAGGUGCUGAUUCUCGCGGAGAAGUAUCAAAAGAGGUGUCGGAUUGGGUGGGCUCUCGGACAGAGACUCAAGCUCCAGAAGGUGGAUGGGGGUGGAUGUGCGUUUUAGGUUGUUUAACAGUUAACAUCCUGGGAUCUGGCAUGGACAGGACGUUUGGAGUAGUCUACCUUAUUCUGGUUGAUACGUUUGGUUAUAGUGCUAAGUUGACAGGAGGGAUCUUGUCGGUAUUUUCUGCCUGUCGAUUCUGUUUAGGUCCGGUAAGCAGUUCCCUGGCCAAUAUAUUCACAGCCCGGAAGGUGGUAAUAAGCGGUGGUUUAUUAAGCAGUCUGGGUCUGAUACUUAGUGCCUUCCCACCGAAUAUCUACUACCUGUUUUUUACCUUUGGAAUAGUUGCAGGAAGUGGGGCAGCACUUUGUUACACACCAAGCACUGUGGUUAUUGGUCAAUAUUUCCACAAGAAACGUGCACUUGCCAACGGUAUUGCCUCCGUGGGUUCUGGGAUAGGUUCCUUGAUAUUACCACCGUUCCUCACUUAUCUAGUAUAUCACUACGACUACAGAGGCCUGAUGCUCAUCAUGGGUGCCAUCAUGCUGAACCAGGUGGUAAGUGGAGCCCUCUAUAGACCUCUCGGACCUAUGACUCCCAAGGCAAACCACGAACGACAGAUAAUUCCUUCUGAUGGUAAUGACCAUGCUGAAAGCGCCACUAUAGCAAGUACGUGUAAGUUCAAAGGAAAUUAUCAACCCGUUGACACAAAGAAAGAAGAAAACUUGGAAAUGGUCCAAACGAGUAAGAAAAGUGUCAAAUCACAGGCAGAGGAUGGAUCAUCUGAAUUUCUCGAAUUACCCGCCAUGGUAUUUGCAGGAAGUGUUGUGCUGGAAGGUGCUUCACAAACAUUUAAAGACCCAGGCCAGAGGAACACAAUUUGGGACAGAAAUGCAGUUCUAAAUGAGCUAUAUGUAUAUGCAAAUCUGCUGAAAGAUAUAAGUUUUCUGAGCUUUGCAGUACAUUGGACAUUCCUGGCUAUUGGCGCUCUGUCGGGUCUGAUGUUCCUUGGUGCAAUAGCCGAGGAGCACGGGGUACCGCGAAGUCAGUCGGCAAUUCUUUAUUCCAUACUGAGUAUAUUUGACAUCGCAUCCAGGAUAGCGGAUUCUCUUCUCUUUGACCGCGCGUGGCUCAGAACACAGCGAUGCCAUGUAUACAACAUUCUUUUGGUCAUUUUGGGCGCGGUGCAUUGCCUACUCCCAGAAGGAAGAACGUUUCUCCAGUUUGCGGCAUGCGCAUCUUUGAUAGGCUUAUUACAAGGAGCAGUUAUGGGGCUAUUCGUUGUAAUGCUCGCUGACGUAUUAGGCCCAGCUAUGCUGAAGCAUACAUUGGGACUUGGUCUCGUGUUUUUUAGUGCUGGUACCUUAACGGGACCACCAGCUUCGGGAAAUCUUAAGGACGCAUACGGGACGUACCGUUACUCAUUCUACUUCAGCGGCUGUUGCUGUUUUGCUAGUGCUGGCUUCUUUCUUUUGAACACUUUUCUCAACAAGAAGUCAUGCAAAGAUCCGAGAUAGAUUUUUCUCAUGAUGAAGGAAUUUACAUGUG
This is a messenger RNA of Lingula anatina, 2002 nucleotides long. RefSeq names its product monocarboxylate transporter 12. Lineage: Eukaryota; Metazoa; Brachiopoda; Lingulata; Lingulida; Lingulidae. The record is from RefSeq and is a predicted model, not a curated record. Gene Ontology annotation, molecular function: monocarboxylic acid transmembrane transporter activity. Gene Ontology annotation, biological process: monocarboxylic acid transport; transmembrane transport.